AUGGCCGGCGCAAUACUCGAGGAGCUACGCCACAAGGCAGACAUCUACGAGCAGACAGGUCUGAUUUCUGUCAUGGACUACUGCAUCGCAGCUCUCAAGUCUGAUAAGCUCCUGACGGACGACCUCGUUGCCGACCUCAAGGCUGCCGUGGUGCCACUUGAGAAUGUUCCAGCUGACCAGAAAGACUGGCAUCCUGGGUCCAAUAAGCAAGCCCUCGACCUCGUUCAUCCUUCCGUCUGGCCUCUUGUCUACGGCAAGACUCGCAUCUUGCCAAAUGGGCGUGUUGGAAUAGAAGAUGCUCUGGACCACUGCGGCGGUGGCUACGUUAUCCCCGAGCUUCUACCAAUGGAAGCCAAAGAGGGCGAAUACUUCUCGACUAGGUUUCAGUGCCUUCCAUCCGACGUCAGCAUCACACCUGAUGGCAAAGCCAAUAUUGACAGCUAUGUGAACAACGUACACCCAACCCACCAUGCAACGCUAUUCCCUACAUUAAACCGACUGAUUAAAAAGGCUCUGCCGGCCUGGGACGUUCUCUACCGUUGGCCUCAGGAAUUCUCCAUGCAACGCCUCAAAACUGCAUUUUCUGGAGUCAAAUGCCGGACCCGUAAGCUAUGCGAGGUGAACCACAUGUGCAUGCCUGCCAAUCGUCCACUCAACCAGGGCGAAGAGCCUCGCGACGACGACGAGCUGUACGAGGACAGCUACGAAGAAUCAGAACGUGGGAGGCUUGAUAUGGCUUGGUUCAAGUCAACACACACGAUGGAUCUUCCAGAUCCGGACCCAGCCGAGCUGCCUGUACUCAUCGGUCCGAACGACAACGAGCACAUCUGCGCCACCGCCUUGUACUGCUAUGACUCGGAGAACGUGACUCACAGCCGCCUCGACUUCCGCACGCGGGCGAACCGAGAAAGCUUGGCCUUGAACGUUGAGUAUGAGCACAACGACAGCUACGCCAUUCAGCGCACCUUUGCCAUGGAUUUCCUGCCUAGCGCCGGGGCCUCCACCAGCCCUGCCAUUCAGCUCGUCGGCAGUGUCCUCACCCGGCCCGGCCGCGCCCUCUUCUUCCCCAACCUCUACCAACACCGCGUGAGCCCCUGUAAACUCAUCGGCCCGACCAAACCCGGCCACCGCAAAAUCGUCGCCCUCUUCCUCGUCGAUCCCAAGAUCCCCGUCAUCUCCACUGCCAACGUUCCUCCGCAGCGUCAGGAUUGGUGGAAGGGCGUGACGCAGCCGGACUUACCAGUGUCAAAGUUGCCGGCUGAAUUGAUAGAGAUGGUGGCGGACCUGGUAAAUUUCCCGUACGGAAAGAAGGAGGCGGAUAGGAUGAGGGACGAGCUGAUGAAGGAGAGGAGUGCAAGUGUCAAGAAGUUUGAUGCGCAUCUGAACAAUUUUGUAUAUGGCUUCUGCGAGCAUUGA
This is a messenger RNA of Thyridium curvatum, 1416 nucleotides long. RefSeq lists its product as uncharacterized. The transcript is spliced from 3 exons. The coding region runs from base 1 to 1416 and encodes 471 amino acids. NCBI's taxonomy places the organism in Eukaryota, Fungi, Ascomycota, Sordariomycetes, Thyridiales, Thyridiaceae. The record is from RefSeq and is a predicted model, not a curated record.